AUGACUCUUCAUGUACACGAGCGAUUUGAAGGUGAUGAGAAGGAUCCUUUCGUUGGUAUCGAUUUGAUCGAUGAACAAUACCUUUUUAUCUCCGUGAAGAUUAGGCUCUCUGACUUCAUAAUUGAAGAGGAUCGAAGUUGCUUAUCAUUGGACAACUUUGACGAUUGGGUACAUAUCUCGGUGCCCUACUCAUUCGAGCUAAGAGCAGAACCUUUUAAAGUUCAAGCAUUGACAGAAAAUGAUGUGAUUGUUUCAUUAGAGGAUGGUGCUCUUCUACAUUUUAAGAGACCGUCUUUCCUACAAAAUUUCGAAAUUUUCAAUUUUACUCGCCCUAAUGCGAAUCGAAGAGCUUUGAUGGGCGAUCUUUUUAGGAAGAAAGAAAAGUUCACUGGACUUUUGGGUGCUGAUGCGGUAUCAAACAUUGCAACGGUCGAUCGUCUGCGCUUCUUGACUCUCUCCUCCGAUAAGGCACUAACCUUAUACGACUGCCAACUCCAUUCAUCCAUUGAUCAGAACAAGAUGUUUGAGACCUCAAUACUUUCUAACGAAGUUACUCAGCUACCAAAAAAAUGCCUUAAAGUUCUAAAUACUGGAGCAACGUGGCUUCUGUUUAUGCUUGACCCAACACUUUCGAAAAGGGAUGGCUGUCCAUCUGUAACAAUUCAUGCAUUUGAACUCAAGAAUGCGUCUAAAAUCAUAACAGAAGAGAAAUUCUCCUUCGAUGUUGAGAUACCGUCAUACUCCAGUAAUCAGCUGCAUAGUAACGAGGUAUUUCAUAUCCAUGAUUAUUCGGUCCUUCAAUCAGGAGAAUACAUCAAGCAUCAGAUUCUUUGGAGGUAUAACAACUUGAACAUGUAUACCACUUACUUACAAGAUGUGUCUACGGGAAACGUGUUGGCCAAUCCUACCCAUAAUGCGGAUACGGAUGUCGACACCACAUUAUCCAAAUUUGAAACUCAUGACAUGAGCAAGAUUCGUGAAAUGAUCUGGAACUCUGGAAGGUAUGACGCAAACCUUCUUACCAAGGCAAACGAAGUUCUCUUCAAAAGCUUGGGUGUUGAAUUUUCGCCAACUUGUGACACAGUUUCUAAAAGCAAUCUUGAUAACAUGGUUGACUCUAUCAGCUCCUCCACAGGUGUCACAUUGUCAUCCAUAUGGUACAAAUUAUAUUUGAUUUGUGAAGAGUUCAGAAGGAGUGGUCAGAAACCAUUGUGCUUACAUCAGACGAAAGUGUCAACUUUUAUCAUUGAGGCCAACGGAGUGGGCGUGCUCAGAGAGCUGCAUUUUUUCGAGGAUUUCUCAGGUCAUCCAGCUAGUACAGCAUUGAAGGGCAUACUCAAAAUUGUCAGAGCUAGAAUAUCAUCAUCGGCUUUGAAUCAACUUCAAUUGUUUUUUGAGACUGCUUCGGAGUUUACCGAACGACAGAUUGGCGAAAAAGCGCAAGAUUUACUAGAGGGACGGUUCAAAGAGCAUGAAUUAGGGAUGCUUUUUGAGAAUCUCAAUGAGGAAACAUUUGAGUUAAUCGAAAAAUUGGUUUCGAAACCGUCUAAAAGUGAUAUUGAAGGCUGCUUCAAUUCCGAUGUGAAGCUCGAUGAUUUUACUCGGAUGUAUGCCAUCAAGACCUUUUUAAGCAUCAUCAACGCACAUCGUGAGAUACUAUUAGAGAUUGGGAGUAUCUUUCUCCUUUGUGAAGCUAAUCUGAAAGUGAUCAGUUCAUUGAACGCCAUUCGUCGCGCAAUGUUUCUCUAUAAGUUUCUCGAGUUUUCGUUUGGGAUAAGCUUUAAGCAGUCUGAUAAAAAGCAAGUUCAGACAGACUCUAUUGGAAGAAGUGGUCUAGCUCUUUUCUGGGAUUGCUUCAGAGAAGAAAAGCUGGUGUUUCAUCACAUAAGCGAGUAUCUGUUGAACGAUGCUUUCGACGCUGUACGAUAUGUUCUUGUCUCGAACAGUUUUGAGCAUUUGAUCAUAACAUUGAUUAUUCGACUUAUCAAUUGCGGUGAAUGGGAUUUGGCAAAAACCAAGUUUGUUGCGUUCUUAGACACUGAUAAUGUUGUACAGAAGUUUGUCUACGGUCUUGUGUGCCUUUUUACUGAUGAUUUGGUCACAUUUCAUGACAUCGUUGGGGACUUCGAGAAUUUUAGAUUGUUCUGCGAGUCUAAAACCUUUGUCAAGGCUCGCCCAUUGCUACAAGAGCUGUCCUUCUUGAAAUGUGUGCUUCUCGACGAGGCUUUCGAUUCCGAAAUAAAGGUGAAUCAAGCAGCGCUUUACAAUCACAAACUCUCUGAGAUGUGCGAGAAUUAUUCGGUGGCGCUUAGCAACUCAUAUGAGAAGCGCCAAGAGAUUAUUCGUCUUGGAGUCCGAUUUGAAGAGAAGGCUGUGAAUCUACUUGAUGAUUCUCCUCAAUUUGAUUAUCUUCGUCUCGAUUUCCAAAAGAAGCUUUUUUAUUUGUCCAUCCAGAUGCAUGAGUUUAAGGGUGCUAUCAGAGCUCUUGAGUCGUUACUGCAACGAAUGUCUGCUUUUGAACAAAGGUGUACCGUCCUCGCUUUACUUAGAGCAUUGAUAGAUAAUGAUAAGCAGGAUCUUUUGUUCGAAGCUCUGUGCGGUCUGUUUUGCGAAAGUCAUCGUUCGGUUGUGGAUAAAUUACUAUUGGAGGAGGCGAACGAAGACCUUGUGCUUUGGAGGGCGCUCAAAUCCUAUGAGCUUCUAUAUUCAUGGCGCCUUGGUGUAUUGACGCGAACGGAUUCGACCGCUUGUGGCGAUAAGCGCGGUGCAAGUGAGGCUCUCUAUAUAUUCAUCACAAGAUUUCGAAUGGAGAAGGAUGUGCUUAAAGAUGCCUCAAGAGCCAAUGACGAUUACAGAAAGUUCAAAUUGAAGGUUCUCGAGCUUUACAUGAUAAUCAUCAAUUGUCUCCAAUCAUUUGACGACUCAAGCGAAAUUUCGAGAUCAUGA
Molecule: messenger RNA, 2946 nt
Organism: Candidozyma pseudohaemuli
Lineage: Eukaryota; Fungi; Ascomycota; Pichiomycetes; Serinales; Metschnikowiaceae
Exons: 2
Coding region: 1-2946 (981 amino acids)
Source: RefSeq, a predicted model, not a curated record